AUGGCCAACAUCCCCCUAAAAAUCACCCAAGACCCCUUCAUCCCGCUCAACUCUCUUAUCCUCCUCACCGGAAUCAACGGCCUAAUUGGUAGCCACAUAGCCAACCAGCUGCUCUCCGCCGGCUACCGCGUCCGCGGCACCGUCCGCUCCAAAUCCCGAUGCACCUGGGUCAAGCCCUUCUUCGCCUCGCGCCACGGCGCCAACCGUCUCGAGCUCAUUGAAGUCCCCAACUUUACCAUCCCGCGAAUCUGGAAAGCCCACGUUGCCUGCGUCUCCACCAGACGUUUCAAAGCCGUCAAUGAAGAUCUCAAAAUUCUGUACGGCUUACUCCACGCCUCCAGGACGGCGGCGGGCUCAAACACCGUCAAGGCAUUCAUCUACACCAGCUCUUCGUGGGCGGCGUACAAGCCCAAGGCCGUGGUCGCCGCUAGGAUGAUGACGGAGGAGUCGUGGAAUCAUGAAGCGGUGGUAUUAGCUGAAGAUUCGAUCAUUCCUGAUGCCGAGAAGGGACUUGCUCCGUUCAUGGCUAUCAGGGUCAAAGUCGAGGAGGCGAUGUGGGACUGGGUUGCGAGGGAAAACCCCGAAUUUACGUUCAACGCAAUACCUUGGUCAUUUAUUUCCACCGUCAUUGGGCCCAUCCUUAAUCCUAUGAAUCAGUCGGCCAGCACGGCUAGGUUGGUCAGGGAUUUGUACGAUGGAAAGCAGAAGGAGGUGUUAGAUUUCAUUCCCAUUCUCGGACCGGCGUGGGCCAUUGAUGCUCGAGAUGCGGGUCGGCUGUAUCUGGGCGUGUUGGUAUCGGGCCUGACUGGAUCACGGGUCUUUGGGUCUGCGGGGCGGUUCAAUUGGAAGCUGCCUCUGGACAUCUUCAAGGACUUGUAUCCUAAGAGGAAGGACUGGAUGGAAUUGCCGGGAUCAUAUCAAUAUGAGGAAUCGGAGAUCCAGGCGGACAUCCCCCUCUUGUUGUUGGGUGCUGUCGGACAGGAAGGGUGGACGAGUUUGAAGGACAGCCUCCAAGAUGCGGUGGAGAGGUUUGGUUCGACUGGAAAGUCCUAA
This is a messenger RNA of Sordaria macrospora k-hell, 1053 nucleotides long. RefSeq lists its product as uncharacterized. Lineage: Eukaryota; Fungi; Ascomycota; Sordariomycetes; Sordariales; Sordariaceae. The record is from RefSeq and is a predicted model, not a curated record.